AGGCCGCCACGGUGAUGGAUCAUUCUGGCCAGUGGAUACCAACUUAAUCGACAGAAGUAGUCUGAAUGAGCCUCCCAUUGGACAGAUGCAUCCGCCGCAUGGCGUCACCCCGCAGAAGAACAGCAAUCUCCUGGUCAUCAUUGUGGUUACUGUCGGAGCAAUCACUAUUUUGGUGGUAGUCAUAGUAGCCGUGAUCUGCACAAGGAGGUCGUCUGCACAGCAAAGGAAAAAACGGGCCACACACAGCGCUAGUAAACGGAAAGGUAGCCAGAAGGAACUUAGGCCUCCAGAUCUUUGGAUCCACCACGAGGAGAUGGAGAUGAAGAACAUAGAGAAGCCAGCUGGAUCCGAAACUCAGGGGCGGGACUCCCCCCGGCCCAGCUGCCAAGAUAUCACACCAGUUAGCCACAGCCAAUCAGAGUCUCAGCUGGGCAGCAAAAGCUCACAUUCCGGUCCAGAUGCUGAUGAAGUUGGGAGUAACAUUUCCACAUUGGAGCGUUCUCUAGCAGCCAGAAGAGCCACAAGGGCCAAGCUCAUGAUUCCAAUGGAGUCACAGGCCAACAAUCCAUCUGUCGUCAGCGCUAUACCAGUUCCCACGCUAGAAAGUGCCCAGUAUCCAGGAAUUCUUCCGUCACCGACUUGUGUCUAUCCGCACCCACAGUUCACGCUUCGUCCCGUACCCUUCCCUACUCUCUCGGUGGAUCGGGGCUUCGGACCCAGUCGAGCAGUGAAUGAAGUUGCACAAUCCCAGCAGUCAUCAGUGAUAUCCCACGCACAGCCAGAACAUCCGACCAAUGAGGAUGCUCCAAGCCGGACAAUUCCUACUGCCUGUGUCCGGCCGACGCACCCGCUGCGUAGCUUUGCCAAUCCCUUGUUACCUCCACCAAUGACUGCCAUGGAACCUAAAGUCCCUUAUACACCGCUGCUAUCUCAGACAGGCUCCAGCCUACCUAAGCCACAAGUAAAGACGGCAUCGUUGGGGCUAGCAGGAAAGGCAAGAUCCCCACUUCUCCCAGUGUCAGUCCCAACAGCCCCAGAAAUGUCAGAGGAAAGCCACAAACAUACAGAUGACCCAGCCAGUGUAUACGAACAGGACGAUUUAAGUGAACAAAUGGCCAGUCUGGAGGGUUUGAUGAAGCAGCUCAACGCUAUCACGGGCUCCGCUUUCUGA
Messenger RNA from Staurois parvus, 1171 nucleotides. Lineage: Eukaryota; Metazoa; Chordata; Amphibia; Anura; Ranidae. The record is from the annotation of a GenBank genome assembly.